GAAAAAUUCUAACCAAUUUUAAAUAUGUAUUCCAAAAUGUAUUACUUGCUUAAAUUUUUUGUCCUCGGUUUUUUGGUUCAAAGCUGUUUUGCUACUAAAUCAUUUCCGGAAAGCUUUAUGUUUGGAGCUGGCACUGCAGCAUUCCAAAUUGAGGGAGCUUGGAAUGAAGAUGGUAAAGGACCAAGCAUUUGGGAUACUUUCUUCCACAACAAAAAUGCCGAAGAAAAUGGUGAUGUAGCCUGUGAUUCUUAUCAUAAAUGGAGAGAAGACGUUCAAAAUGCCAAAGACCUCGGAUUGCAAUUUUAUAGAUUCUCAAUUGCUUGGUCAAGAAUUCUGCCGAAUGGAACACUGAAUAUUGUUAAUCAAAAGGGAAUUGAUUACUAUUCAAAUCUUAUAAAGGCCUUGAAAGCGGAAAACAUAGAACCAGUUGUAACAUUGUAUCAUUGGGAUAUGCCACAACAUAUCAGUGAUUUGGGUGGUCUUUUAAACGUCCAGUUUGUUGAUUAUUUUGAAGAUUAUGUCAGAUUAUGCUACAAUUCAUUUGGGUCUGAUGUUAAGUAUUGGGUAACAUUCAAUGAGCCCACUAUUCAUUGUUUUAUGGGGUAUGGUUAUGGAAAUGGAGCACCUGGAUUUGCCUUGCCUGGUGAUGGUUUGUAUCAGUGUUCUUACGUUCUUCUUAAAUCCCACGCUAGAGCAUACAGAAUAUACGAUGAAGAGUUUCGCGAUCAGUAUCAAGGAAAAGUUGGAAUAGUUUUAGAAUCUAGCUGGGUUGAUGCAGAAACUGACGAUCUCUUGGAUUUAGAAGCGCAAGAGCGAUCACUCCAGUUUAAUCUUGGAUGGUUUGCAAAUCCGAUCUUUAAAGGUAACUGGCCUGAAGUAAUGAUCGACCGCAUAGCAAAUAGAAGUCAGCUGGAAAACUUAGCCCGAUCUCGUUUGCCUGCUUUCACACAAGACGAAAUAGAAUAUAUUAACGGAACUCACGACUUCUUUGCACUAAACACGUAUUAUAGCAAUGCUGUUAGAUACGAGGAUGACGAACCAAUCGGUACACCAUCAUAUUCAAAAGAUUUGAGUGUUGGUUCGAGCAUAAAUCGUAAUUUUUCUGAUAACCAGGCUUUCAGAAAGUUGUUAAAUUACGUCAACGACAGGUAUAAUCCUGGUAGCAUUUUGAUAACUGAAAACGGAAAAGGUACUUCAGAUGGAUUAGAAGACACAGACAGAAUUGAAUAUUUAAAGCUUUAUUUGGGAAAUUUGUUGGAUGCUAUUCUGGAAGACAAUAUUAAUGUUAUUGGAUAUUCAUUAUGGUCACUGAUGGACAAUUUCGAAUGGGGCACCUAUGAGACCAGAUUUGGUAUCAUUAGGGUAGAUUAUGACAGCCCUAAUAGAACAAGAACAUGGAAGGAAUCAGCUAGAUGGUAUCAAAAUCUUAUUGCAACUAGAGUAUUGGAUAAUUCAACAAUAAUUAUAAAUAAUUAAAGAGAAAUUUAUGAUUUUUAUUCUUUGUAAAAUUAUUGUUUAAUUAGAAAAAUGUACAUAUUUUUUAUUA
Molecule: messenger RNA, 1546 nt
Organism: Sitophilus oryzae (rice weevil)
Lineage: Eukaryota; Metazoa; Arthropoda; Insecta; Coleoptera; Curculionidae
Product: myrosinase 1-like
Exons: 12
Coding region: 25-1476 (483 amino acids)
Biological process (GO): carbohydrate metabolic process
Molecular function (GO): beta-glucosidase activity
Source: RefSeq, a predicted model, not a curated record